CCUACGGCGGCGUGUAAUCUUAACGUAAACAACAGAAGGAUUCUCUAGUUACGCAUUUUUCAAAUCAGGCAAGGAUGUUCCGCUCGGUGAUGCAAAAAUUGGCGUUCCUCUACAAGCCUUACGCGUUAGCCAUAGUGUCGAUCGGCUAUGUCCUAGGAGAAUUGGGCCAUUUUUUAAUAGGCGUGACGAGCAAAGCCAUCGCUGAGGACCUGCAUUACGGCGACAUUUCCUGCCAAUUCAAUUCGACGACGUUGACGGUGGCCGAGCUUCCGGUGCAAUGCGAGACCGCGGAGAAUUCCACCUACUGUCGAUCCCUGGAACUAAACGGGUCCUAUUACUGCGAGUGGAAUUACAGCGGCCUCGGUCUGGACUAUCAAAUCUUGGCGGGGCCCAGCUUCAUUGCGGUCUUCACGAUCGUUGGUAUUAUCCUGGGCGUUGCGGCGGACAGAUACAACAGGGUGAGGUUGCUGGCGGUCUGCACUCUGGUAUUCAGCGUCGCGAUCAUCCUGAGCGGAGCCGUGCUGGAAUACUGGCAGCUCGUCAUUCUGCGGAUGGUCCAGGCAGCGGGAGAGGCGGGAUGCAAUCCGUUGGCGACCGGUCUUCUGUCCGACUGGUUCCCGGAAGAGCAGCGAGGCCUCGUCAUGUCCAUUUUCAAUUGGGGCAUUUACGGCGGUUACGGCAUCGCUUUUCCGGUCGGUCGCUACGUGCCCGAACUGAACGCCUGGGAUCUGGGCUGGAGGACCUGUUAUUACGGAGCCGGCGUGAUCGGCGUGAUCAUCGCAAUUCUCACAGGCUUGACGCUAACGGAGCCGGAAAGGAAGACGAUCGGUGAGGAGACGACCAGCGACGGGAAGCAAGUAUCGGUUUGGAAAGUGCUACUGCAACCGCGCAUUAUUCUCUUAUGCCUCGCCGCCAGCAUCAGACAUUGCGGCGGCAUGUGUUUCGCCUACAAUUGCGAUCUGUACUACAGAGACUACUUCCCGGAUUACGAUCUCGGCUGGUGGCUUUUCGCCGUCACGAUCGUCAUCGGCAGCAUCGGCGUCGUGGUCGGCGGGGUAAUCAGCGACAAAUUCGUGGCGAAAAUGGGAAUUCGUUCGCGCGUAGCGUGUUUGACGAUCAGCCAGAUAAUCGCGACGCCGUUCGCAUUCGGCUCGGUAUACUUCGAUCCUCUUUGGGCCAUGAUCACGUUAGCGAUCUCCUAUUUUUUCGCUGAAAUGUGGUUCGGAAUAGUGUUCGCCAUUGUCGUGGAAAUCGUUCCUCUGAAUCUGCGAUCGACCACUGUCGGCGUCUUUCUAUUCGUCAUGAAUAACAUUGGCGGAAACUUACCAAUUCUCGUCGAGCCCACCAGAAUGGCCAUCGGUUUCCGGGAAUCGUUGUAUAUUUAUUACGCUGGCUUCUAUGGCAUCAGUUCCAUUAUGUUCUUCCUCACCAUGUUCCUAAUGGACGGCCCCGCGGAGGUGGAGAAAAAAGUGGACAAGGAGAUGGAGCGGACAUCUCCGCCGGCUUACGACAAUAGCACAUUUACCAACGACGAUGGCCAAUUGCCAACGUUGGAGUUGCCGCGAUUUCCGGCACGGCCGCCGAUCUACGAACAUUCUCGGUUAUGAGCCGGAAAAGACUCUCGCUCCAAAGUGUAACUGUAAAUAGUGCUUCGAAUUAUGUAUCGAGCUAUGUACGCGGGCUAGGUACAAGUUGCGUAAAAUUCACGGCGUUAACCCGUAUUAAUGUUGAUCGGAGUUAUUGUCUUUCCACGCCGUCGAAAGCUGAAAUCGCGUUCGAUUUACGUUUCUUUAUUUACGGUGGAAAAAUACCAGACAGAAUAUUUGCGAUAUUUGUUUCUUUUUGCGCCUUUCGCCGGUCAGAUGUUGAUGGAUCAAAGUUCCUCAUGCCGGACCGAGACUUGUGAAAUUCGUGCGAUCGAAGGCGCGAUUUGCCAACAGCCGCGAUAAUUAAGAACUCUAUUUCGUUUGAGCGUUGCAAAACGUUCACGCGCGCACGUGUAUUACGUAAGACGUUUGAUAAUGAAGUUUACGAAAAGCUCGAUAAAUUGAGACAAGAUGUGUUCUGCGUCUUUCUUAAAAUAGAAAUCUGUAAUGAAAAAUGUACCUGGUGUAAUUUUUAAUAAAAA
Molecule: messenger RNA, 2128 nt
Organism: Pogonomyrmex barbatus (red harvester ant)
Lineage: Eukaryota; Metazoa; Arthropoda; Insecta; Hymenoptera; Formicidae
Biological process (GO): transmembrane transport
Cellular component (GO): membrane
Molecular function (GO): transmembrane transporter activity
Source: RefSeq, a predicted model, not a curated record